ACACUCUCUCUCUUGACGGUAGUGUGAGCAGCACUAAGCGGUCGAGGAAAAAGCGACUGCUGGUUAUUUGUGGCGAGGUUAGAGUUUACAGUUUGUACUGUUAUAUCAUUUUCGUUUUCGCUGGCUGUUGCUCCGGCUUCUCUCUCAUUUAUCCGCCAUUCAACCCGGAAUGGCUGAACCCAGCGCCAGAUACCAGCAGCUGCCGGAUGAAGAGGAGGAGCCGGAAGAGAGUCCACAGGUCGCAGCUGACCAUCCACCUCCGUACAGCAGCCUCACAGCAGACAGUGCUGCCUUCUUUGACUACAAGGAAGAUGGUGUUUUCCCCAAGCCUCCAUCAUACAACGUAGCAACCACGCUACCUUCCUAUGAUGAAGCAGAAAGAACCAAAGCUGAGACUACUGUUCCCCUGGUAACCGGAAGACAGCCUCAGCAGAGGGAGCGCCUGGAGACUUUUGAUGAUGUUAUUCGCAGUUCACUGGAGGACGAAGACUUUGUGACCAGAGACGACUUUGAAGAUUCCGAUCAGCUGAGGAUAGGAAAUGACGGCAUCUUCAUGCUCACUUUCUUCAUGGCAUUCCUCUUCAACUGGAUUGGUUUCUUCCUGUCUUUCUGUCUGACCACGUCUGCAGCUGGCCGCUACGGGGCCAUCUCAGGCUUUGGCCUCUCUCUCAUCAAAUGGAUCCUCAUAGUGCGGUUCUCCACAUACUUCCCUGGUUACUUUGAUGGACAGUACUGGUUGUGGUGGGUGUUCCUGGUGCUGGGCUUCUUGCUCUUCCUGCGAGGAUUCAUCAACUAUGCCAGAAUCCGUAAGAUGGCCGACACCUUCUCCACCCUGCCGCACACCCGCGUCCUCUUCAUCUAUUGAGCCCACAAAUCAUCACUGUACUCUCUUUCUUUCACUGAGGUGUAAUCUGUGGCUUUAUUCAAUCAUAACAGAUGAAAAGACUUUUUUUUUUUCUCCCCCCCCUUCCUUGACAUAAUUUGGACAAUAUGUUUAUUGUCCCCCCCCUUUUGGUGUAAAAUAGUAGUGAAUGCUGAGAAUUCUGUAGUUGUUAGUGGUGAACUGUCAAGUGCUGUUAUGCAGUUAAGAAGUACGUGAUGUAUAAAUCAAUGCCUUAUUUGCAGUUUUUACUAUAUGUUGUUAGCAGCCGCAUGCGCUGUCUCCCUGUUUAUCCACCAGGGGGCAGGCUUGUCUGUAUUAAUUUCUUCAACCUGAUGAAGUUAUUUUGUGCAGAAAACGGUCGCUGUGAAGUCAAACUUGGGCUUGUAGAAUUGAUAUAAACACGUCAAACAGUGGUUCUCGGCCCAGGAGCCUGUGAGCACAUCUAAUCUUGUAGAUUGAUUUAUCCUGAAAUCAAACAUAUAUACUUCAAGUAACAAUUUGAUGUGUUUUUAAACUUCCUUGGCCAUAUUUUUGUUGAAAGGGAAAAUUAGCUCUUUUUGGGUUGAGGGGCAAAUUUAAUUUAGAACCACUUGUACAGAGGAUCAGGGGCUGGGAUUUCCCUGGAGCAUCUUUUUCUUGUGUGUUUAAGUUUUAGCCUAUGCACUCACUAUAAUCAGGAAUGUUAUUUCCUUAUGUAUUUUAGCAUGGCCAUAAAGAAGCACCGUUGGUCCAGUGGAGUCACUGCCUUGCACAAGGGCAAAUUGAUGUGAAUGAAAUUAGAUGAUAAGUUGUCACUGGAUUCACAUGCAAUCAGAUGAUUUUUGGCCAAACAUGAGUCAAUUACAUCAUUUUUAAUCAGCGGCACCUCACUGUUUUCCAUUGAGGAGAAAAUGUGAGUGUUUAAAACCAGACGUUACGUGGGAAACUGUAGCUUGUGAAGAACCAAGGAAAAAUUCAGAGCACAGAUUGUUUUUAUUUUCUUUUAAGUGAUAAAAUAUCUUCUUUUUUUAUGUUAACCCAUAUUCUAGUGAAAGUGGAAUGAUUAUUUUUUAUUAGAACAUUGCAAAAAACAUACCUGGCUUGGACAAAGUUUGCAAAUAAAGCUAUAAAAGUCUA
Molecule: messenger RNA, 1999 nt
Organism: Solea solea (common sole)
Lineage: Eukaryota; Metazoa; Chordata; Actinopteri; Pleuronectiformes; Soleidae
Gene: ndfip1l
Product: Nedd4 family interacting protein 1, like
Exons: 8
Coding region: 170-865 (231 amino acids)
Biological process (GO): vacuolar transport; ubiquitin-dependent protein catabolic process; metal ion transport
Cellular component (GO): Golgi apparatus; endoplasmic reticulum; perinuclear region of cytoplasm
Molecular function (GO): WW domain binding
Source: RefSeq, a predicted model, not a curated record